Messenger RNA from Liolophura sinensis, 2110 nucleotides. Its product is annotated as malate dehydrogenase, mitochondrial-like. NCBI's taxonomy places the organism in Eukaryota, Metazoa, Mollusca, Polyplacophora, Chitonida, Chitonidae. The record is from RefSeq and is a predicted model, not a curated record. The coding region runs from base 45 to 1118 and encodes 357 amino acids. Gene Ontology annotation, biological process: malate metabolic process; tricarboxylic acid cycle. Gene Ontology annotation, cellular component: cytoplasm; mitochondrion. Gene Ontology annotation, molecular function: L-malate dehydrogenase (NAD+) activity. The transcript has 9 exons.
CCACGCCAUCUUUUCCCCUAGCAAGGCCGGUUGCCGUUUGUUUUAUGAAAUUAAUCAACAUGUUUUCAAGGUUAACUCGCCCCUCCACAGUGGCAUUUAUAUGCAGAGGAUUCAGCUCAUCGCCAUCGUUAUUUCAAGUGUCAAGCCACACAGAUGCUCAUCAGCACCACAUGAAUUGCAAGGUGGCAGUGCUGGGAGCCAGUGGAGGUAUUGGCCAGCCCCUCUCCCUCCUCCUGAAGAGGUCCUCUCUCAUCAGCCAGCUCUCCCUCUACGAUAUCGCUCACACCCCAGGCGUCGCCGCAGAUCUCAGCCACAUCGAGACACGUCCCAAAGUGUCAGGUCACAUGGGCCCGGAGCAGCUAAAGGAUUGUCUGACAGGGGCACAGGUUGUCAUCAUCCCAGCUGGAGUCCCCAGGAAACCAGGAAUGACCCGGGAUGAUUUAUUUAACACAAAUGCUUCAAUCGUCCGAGAUUUGUGUCAGGCCUGUACAGAGUUCUGCCCAGAUGCCAUGAUUGGAAUUGUAACAAACCCAGUAAACUCCACAGUACCGAUCGCCUCCGAAGUCUUCAAGAAGAACAAGGUGUAUGAUCCCAACAGAAUAUUCGGUGUCACUACUUUAGAUGUAGUGAGGUCAAACACAUUCAUCGCAGAAGCAAAGGGGCUGGAUGUGUCUAAGGUGAACGUACCUGUUAUUGGUGGACACUCAGGGGUGACAAUCAUCCCCCUCAUCUCACAGGCCACACCCCCACUUUCCUUCCCACAGGACGACAGGAAAAAACUGACCGUGCGGAUACAGAAUGCUGGAACAGAGGUGGUAGAAGCUAAAGCUGGGGCGGGCUCCGCUACUCUUUCGAUGGCCUACGCUGCAGCCAGGUUCACAACAUCACUCCUUGAAGCCAUCGGUGGUGCUGAGGGUAAAAUAGAGUGUGCUUUUGUACGGUCGGAUGAAACAGAAGCCAAAUAUUUUGCCACACCAGUUUUGCUCGGGAAAAAUGGAGUGGAAAGGAAUCUAGGAAUUGGAAAAUUGAUAGAAUACGAAGUGAACCUUUUGAAGGAGGCCAUGCCAGAAUUACUAGCUAAUAUUCAGAAGGGAGAGGACUUUGUCAGACAGAGUUAAUUCGAAAGAAGACUGUAUGAAAGCUGGGAGAGUUUUUGUGUUCUUUUUUUUUUUUCUCGUUUAAUUUUUUUUAUGUGAUUAGUGCUGAAGAGUAAAUUAUACCAACAUUAAUUAUUGUAAAUAGCUGAAUUCCAAGUUCUAGAAAGCAUUGAUCAGAACCUGAUACAUGUACUAUGGAGUGACGUAGGUAAGAAUACAAAUGACACAUUUACUUCACAGCUGAUUGGAAACGCUUUUUUAGUCUUGUCUUUUGUGAUUUCUACUGAAUAUGCCAAAUCAAAGUUUUCGUUUGUUCUUUUUUGGCCAUUGCCAGUGUCGCUUAUUUAUUAUGCAUUUUGGGGGGUGGAUUGAAAAAAAAAAAUUGUCUGCAUAUUUGGAGCUUGUUCACUAUUCAGUGACUUUCCACAUUCAUAUUUAAGCUGGCUAGUGAAAUGCAUUCUGUGUUACUUAAAUUUUGUCAGAUAGCUUAUACCAGUGAGUGAUACAUUUUUAUAACAUGCUGUGAAUAACUGCUAGAUUUUUUUUUUGCCCACUAUUAAACAGAAUGUCAGUUGUGAAGCCCCAUUCACAAACAAUUGGUUGUUGUGGCAGAAUUUAACAAAUUCGGAACGUAUUAAAAGUGGAGCAUUCCAACAGCGACAAAUAGCAGCAUGUGGAUGUGGCUUUGCUUGGUUUAAUAAGACUUUUCUGUGGGUAGGACUGCUUACAUGGUAAGCCUGUGGCGUGUGGUAUCCUAGUAGAUUUGGGUACGAUUUCAUAACGUCAAGCUCCCAAGCUCUCUCGCAGUGAAGGUGUAUCCUUCAUGUAAGACGGACACGAUUCCCAGUCAUGCUUCUCGUAUCCCUCACACUCUUAGGUUUUCAGUAUGUUGGUGUAUGAUGAAGAGCAUCACUAUGUGAAUUCUGAGGAAGAUGUGCUGUGGUCAGAUGUUAUUGUGUUGUCUCUGUUUUUACAGAAAGAUAAUAAACUUGAAUCUUAGAUUGAGAAACAGA